AUGAGCGCGCCGCCUCCACCUCCGCCGCAUGGCGAGGUGCCCAAGUCGGGUCUGCCUCCCGGCAAUUACGACAUAUUCGUCAUUCCCCAACAUUCGUCAGGCUCCGGCUUUCUGUACCUGCCAUCGCUGCAGCCGAAUGUCAAUAGCUUCGUGGCGGGCUUUGCCUCUGCGCUAAUAUGCGUUGCCUUGUUCCAAUCCGUGGCACCGGCUGUGAAGCUAUGGCUCAAUGGCUCUGGCGUGGGAGGCGAUAAAGGACCCGGCUCAGGCACCUCAGGAGGAUUCAGUAAUGGACAUGGGCCACACGGCGCAAAUGGCGGACACGGUGGCUUCGGAGGCCCAAACUCGGGAGGGCGAGCAGACCCCAAUGCGCCGCCUCCUCCGCCUCCUCACGGCCGUUCCGCUGACGGUGCACCUCCUCCUCCACGCCAUGACCGAUCCCAAGGAACCUGGAAGAAUGCGAAUGCUCACCCCGAAGAGGCACCACGGCCGUCCAAGCAUGAACCUGAGCCGGCCUCUUCGCCUUCUCACCGCUCACCGUCUCAAAGAGACGCACCACCUCCAACCCCCAAGUCACCACUAGACACGGAGAAGCAACGUCAACGCCAGCCUCCGCCAUCGGAGGAAAAGCCCGCUCCUGAGGUAGAGAAACCAAAGAAGAAGAAGAAGAAGGCACCAGCUGCAGAAGAGAAGAACCCGGCCCCAGAGCCUGAAAAGAUACCACUGAAAUCUGAGCUGAAGCAGCCCGGUUUUGAAAAGAUGCCUCCAGUGUUCGGGAGAAACUCCCCGGAACUUGAGAGAAAACGAACUUCUUCACCAGAAAAGAAAUACGCUCCUCCAGUCGAAUCAAAACCUCCCAUUUCACCUGAAAGGAAAAAGAGUGUGCCUGAACUAGCAAAGAUACCUGACUUCGAAAAGAGGCCUGCUCCUGUUUUAGAGAAGAUGACGACAAUGCCCAAGGCAGCAUCCAAGCUGCCACGCAUGCCGGACCUAGCACCAAUCCCUCCAUUUCGACCAGACCCCCAACCGGAGAAGCGAACAAUUCCCAAGCCAGACCCUCCCGCAUCUACUGAGACUAAGCAACAGCCACCCCCUCCCGAGCCCAAGCCCGAGCAGAAUCCUCCUCCUCAGCCGGACAUGAAGACUGAGAAGGCCGAGACGCCAAAAGGAACUUGGGAGAAGGCACGUGAAGAAAUGAGGAAGAAGGAAGAAGACAGGAGACUCAAGGAAGCAGAACAAAAGCGUCGCGAAACAGCUGCCAAAAAGCUGCUUGAACUGCGUGCCAAGGAUGCAAAGGAGCGGCAGGAGCGUGAGAAGGAGAAGCUUCAAAGGGAGGCAGAACAGCAGGCAAAAGAGGAGGCCGAGAGGAAUGAGGCUGAGAGGAGGCGCAAACAAGAAGAACUGGAAUUGGCCAGGCAACGGGAGAGGGAAGCCAGGGAAAGAGAAGCAAUGGAGAAAGAAUCCAAGAUAUUGGAAGCCAGGGAAAGGGAGGCGAGAGAGCGGGAGGCAAGAGAAAGGGAGGCGAGGGAAAGGGAAGAGCAACGAAGGAGAGAAGCCGAAGCCAAAGCAGCGGCUGAAAAGAGAGCUGCAGCUGAGGCCAAGGCGGCUGCGGAGGCCAAAGCUGCAACAGAGGCCAAGAUUAUUGCUGAUGCUAGGGCCGCAGUCGAGGCGAGAGCUGCGGCUGAGGCCAAAGCCGCCGCAGAGGCCAAGGCAGCUGCCGAAGCCAAGGCGGCCAUGCCCGACUUUCGAGCAAGCCGAGUCGGCAGCACGAUGUAUGCAUACUCCAGCGUUGGCGAGAAGACAGCCAUGUGGCCCAACGGCCGGCCUCCUGCCCCUCCCCCUCCUCCAUCAACAACAGCCCCUUCUGUGGUCUCUUCAGCAACAUCUAAGAUGUCUGACGAAAGCGACCGGACAGAACGGACAGAGAGAUCUGAGAGAUACGAAAGAUUCGACAGAGGCGAGAGCCCCACAAAACGGGCACCUCCCGCUGCCGCUCCGUCUGAGGCUCCCUCAUCCUCUUCGAGGAGAUCAGACCCCUCAGCGAGACGAUCAAUGCCUCCUCCAAAGUCAUAUGUUAGUAGUAACAGCAGUUAUGUAGAUUCGGAGACGUACUCUUACAGGCCAUACGACCAACCGAGCAAGCCACAGCAGCAGCAGCAGCAGCAGCAUCACCAUCAUCAACCACCACCAUACGACCAGACACCGCCUAACAAGCCGAGACAUAGGAAGUCGACAUCAUCUCUCACAGGAUCCGACGCAUCGUGGGCGGCCUCUCAGACAACAGCACGAACAACGCCACCGCCCUCGAUACGAUCUCCCUACUCGACUAAUGAUCCUGACAAGGUUGUGAUCCAAUCUGUAUACCUCUUCAUGAACCAGUUCACCAAGACACCGUCCAGUCAGCUCAUAUCGGGAGUUGGCACGGUGACGGAUGGCCUGGUGCUUCGAAUCACAACCGAGGGACUCUUUAUUGACGACGAUGUUCGCGGAGUCCCCCAGCGCGAGUGGGACGUCAAGGCCUGGACACUCAAACUUGUCGAGGUGUGGUGCCUGCCGCAUUGCUUGACUGCACCCCCGCCGCCAGCGGGAUCUACCACUAGCAGAAGCUCUGGUUUCUUUCACAAAGUGGCUGGCAAAAGCCGCCCAGAUCGGGAUGGCCCUGCCGCUUUCACUGGUGAUGAAGCUGAUCUGUACCUGUCAGAGAUGCUUCACGCUUGUAGAGAGUGCUGCCGUCUUGGCCUCUGCGACCGUACGUUCAAGAACACCAACAUUCCAUCGACGACGGGACAGGCUGGGGAAUGGAAAUCCAAGGGCCUGCAUGUCCUUCGGGCGACACUUCGCGACCAAGAAGCCAAAAGCUACCUCUUUAUUGUUGAGGAAACUGAGGGCUGGAAACUGGCCGUCGGACUGCAACGCCUGAGGCGCGGCACCCAAUCCCGACAACUGGGGGUGGCUACUCUACCGCCUUCCGAAGCUCGUGGCAUGCUGGAAACAUUGGGCUGGGUUGCCUAA
Messenger RNA from Trichoderma virens Gv29-8, 3009 nucleotides. RefSeq lists its product as uncharacterized. The transcript has 2 exons. Bases 1 to 3009 code for a protein of 1002 amino acids. The record is from RefSeq and is a predicted model, not a curated record. NCBI's taxonomy places the organism in Eukaryota, Fungi, Ascomycota, Sordariomycetes, Hypocreales, Hypocreaceae.